AUGUCCACGGCCCGGACAGAUACACAGGCCUCUUUUCGCUCGCCUCCUAAAAGCGUCAAUUUUACGAUUUCCUCAAUAAUCUCGCCGACGGUCCAAAGUGUGCCAUUGCCCCAGUCCGUCGUGUCCCCGAGCCAUGAUCCAGCGGAUCCCAACACUCUUCCCAGUCCUUACAUUCCAGCGGCGGUUGUCUUACAAAACAUCUACCGUUCCCCAAGAGGAACCGGCAUAGCAGAAUCAUUCGCACAUCUCUCGCCGGACUCUGCAGAGACAACGGAAUUCCUGAUCCAGCACUAUGCAAGGACUUGUGGCAAAUGGUUCACGAUGGCCGACGCCGGUCGACAUUUCACGACCACAAUACCUCAUCUAGCAAGGACUUCUCAAAUCCUUAUGAAAGCUAUUUGUGCUCUCGCAGCAAGACAUCUGAGCGGAACCUCAUGUUAUGAUUCGUCACUGGCGGAACGCUAUCACGAAGAGUGCAUUUCACUGUUGAUUCCUGCAUUAAACGACCCCAGCGUGACUGCAGACGAAACCAUGUUGGCGGCGCUGGUGAUAUUGAGGCUAUACGAACACUUGCAGUUCAGCGACCUGUUCCAAGGACAUCACCUAUCGGGAACCUCUGCGUUGGUGCGAUCCGUCAUGGGUAAUACCAUUCCAGACUGUAGCCAUGGGCUCCAAGAAGCGUCCUUCUGGGGCUAUUUUAGGCAAUGCCUUUACGUCGCCUGCGUCAACUGCGAACCUCUCAAGUUUGACAUCUCGAUCUACCAGAUUGAGAUGAGAUUAUCGACCCCCUGCACUGUUACACUUCCAAGUGCGGAGGAGGAAUCAACAUGGUGCAAGUGGAUCACAUGGAUCCUGGCGGAAGUGGUUGAAUUCUGCUUUGGCCCCCAGGGACCCCUGAUGACCCUGGAAGAAGCCCAGUCGUCCUGGAGAGAGUUGGUCUCCAAGGUGGACAUGUGGGAGUGCAAUAAGCCUUCUUCAUUCCAAUCGAUUGCGUUUUUGGAUCGGGAUCCCGGAAAACAUCGCCUUUUCCCUCUUCGAUGGUUUGGUAACGAAUGGCAUGCUCUUGCCAAUAUGUACUCGUUCACGGCCCGCAUACUCCUGGACGUCCACGAUCCCCUCAUGCGCAACAUCUCGAUGGGACAAUUCGGCUUUCGCCGCGCAAGAAAGGAGCUGGAGUUGAAAGUCCUCGAAUCCGCCAGAGCUUUGUGCGGCAUCUGCCUGGCUAAUCCUGGCAACGUACCAACCAUCAUCACGCUCAGUCAUGCCAUCUUUUCAUUUGCCUCGUUCUUAGAAGACGUGGAAGAACGGUGGAUGUUGAUCGGCAUGCUUCAAAGCUCGGAACGUGAAGAGUCGUGGCCCACCAAGUGGAUUGUCAAGGCACUAUUGGAAGAAUGGGAUAUGACUGCUUCCACGCUUGAGGCUGGUUGAUCAAAAAAAUUGUACAGUGGCCUCGUCGGAUUCGCUUAGUCGACUAGCCCCUCAUCGGCAGGGUUAUCUGCCCUGAGUGCCUGGCCUGGCUCCUUAUCCGCGUAUCUCAGCCUUUAUACCAGCCCUUGUUGAGC
Messenger RNA from Exophiala xenobiotica, 1562 nucleotides. RefSeq lists its product as uncharacterized. Lineage: Eukaryota; Fungi; Ascomycota; Eurotiomycetes; Chaetothyriales; Herpotrichiellaceae. The transcript has 7 exons. Gene Ontology annotation, molecular function: transcription cis-regulatory region binding; DNA-binding transcription factor activity. Gene Ontology annotation, cellular component: nucleus. The record is from RefSeq and is a predicted model, not a curated record. Gene Ontology annotation, biological process: positive regulation of transcription by RNA polymerase II. The coding region runs from base 1 to 1428 and encodes 475 amino acids.